AUGCCGCCGAAGCGGUUCGUGUUCGCUGACCUCAAUGCACUGAACCACGACGAACGCGCUCACAUGGAAGCGCUCCGAAGCGAUUUCUCGGCUCAAGACUUGGCUCAAGAAUUUCCCAUUGACGCUCACAAGCUGACCGAGCUGCUCUCCCACCCUCACGGCGAGCCAAAUUUCUUUCGAGGCACGCACUACAAGUUACCCGCGGAGGACAUUAAGAGUUUUCCAGACGCUGGCUGGGACGUGAGGGCGAAAAGCGCGCCCGAGCACCGUACGCUGGAAAAUCUGCUCAAACGCAACCUCGCAGACGACACGAAUGGAGCUCUGGGAAUCGGGAAGAAGACCAUGGUGCUCGUAGGCGGAGAGCCAACCGACACCGUUCUCAAUCGUGUGGAGAUAUACUUCGAGGCCGGAUGGUCUGUGCAGUUGUACUGCUUUCGAGACAAAGGCUCGGAGGUGUCGGACUCGCUACGAUUAAAGCACGGGUCAAGCUUUCAGAAUCUCUUCCUGGGUGGCUUGGCCAAGAACAUUUUGAAGGGUGAAACCCAAGGAAGCGUUACCCUCGCCGGGGAUUCAGCGACUAGAGCGCUAGUCGAUACCACGACAGUGUGCAGUUCUCCAUCAGGUGCCAGCGGUGAGGAGCGGUUCAUAUUGAUGAACCUUGACGACAUUUUGGGAACGCUGGCAAGAAGUUAUUCAUUGUACAAUAAGGUUCAAGGGGCGAAAUCACCGAUCAACGUUGGAGUCGACCUUAAAGCGUUGACCAAGUUGGUGUGCGGGAAUGGUUCCGCUAAAGUACAGCGGCAGGUGGCGAUGCAUUCUGAAGCCACCACUGCUCAAGCUCAGGCCUUGCUUGAAAACGGAUGGGCGUUAAGCAAGCAGACCGCGACGAUGGUGCCGACCGUCCUGUCCGAGUUUUUGACGCAGCUACUUGCCAAAGAUGUCACGGCAAGUUCGAAGACGCUGGUUCUGGUGAUGGGUGAUCAGUGUCUGACCGUCGCUAGCAAGGUUGUCUACAGCCGCAUUCUCGCGGAGUUCCUGGCGCGUCGAGAUCCACCUCUGGCGGGAGGCGUUAAGCAGCGAGUUCCUGAACGUCUUUGUAACCCAUCGCAACCAAGUGGUGAUUAA
Molecule: messenger RNA, 1125 nt
Organism: Phytophthora sojae
Lineage: Eukaryota; Oomycota; Peronosporomycetes; Peronosporales; Peronosporaceae
Exons: 1
Coding region: 1-1125 (374 amino acids)
Source: RefSeq, a predicted model, not a curated record